AUGAACGGCAUCAAGAGCAACAGAGAAUUGUACCAGCAAUACACGGCCUCGGCCCCCAGGCUGCUGGCCCGCAUCUCCAAACUGCUCAUCCUUUGCUGGAACUCAGGCAUUUCUGUACCCAAGGGCAUUAGGAACAUCUUUGAGUUCACUUGGGAAGAACUUACUGCCUACCCCAUGGUGCCUACUGCGUCCUACAUCCUGGGCCUGGAGAUCAGCUUUGGACCCCCACCCGUGGUGCUUAUGGAACCAACCUACACGCAGGCCCCUGUCCAGAAGAAGGCGCCACCACUGGUACUACCACCACCGUUGCUGCCCGCACCCACUGGGCCUGCCAGGUUAACCCGCUCUCCCACCCAUGGCCGGGAAGCCCUGCACAAGUUCCAGCGGCGGUCCAUCCACCUGCUCACAGAGCUGCUCACCCUGAAGAGGAAGGCCAUGAUGGAGUCUGCGUCUGUGUUACGGAGCUCAUACUGGAAGGUAGGCUGCGAAGAAUAGUGUGAGGCCAAAGGCACUGCAGGGUGGAUUUUAUGGAAAUGAACCAGAGGUAGAGAGAGGCCGUACCCAGGAGGAGGGGGUGAAUUGAGAUGGCUGAGGGUAAGACCUCCAUGGUAAGCAAGACCAUCCAUGGUAAGGGUGUAACCCUAAGAUCAAGGAAGGAAGAGAGAGCCAUAUCAGUAAUUGAGCCUUCUAGAUGCUUCUAGGACCUUCUAAAUGUUAUUUUAAAUACUAAUGGCACCAGGACCCUGGCCUGUGGGUAGGAAGAGAGAAGGGUAAGGGGAGUAGAGAGCAAAAUGCCACCUGACAGGUCUUGGGAGAUUGAAACCCUUCCAUUAAGGAGACCCUUCCAUUAAAAGACCCUCAUCCUUGCUUACCCUAGGAGUAGAUCUUCCCUCUACCCUUAUUUCCUGGGCCACUUACAGAGACCCUUUCCUGGAAGCAUUAGCCCUGUGCUGGGAGGAAACUGAGUUGCUUCGAUGACUCCUUUAGUAGGUUCCAAUCAUCUGGAUGUCACAAGGCACUUCGUGGAGGCCAGCCUGCUCCUCCACCUCAAAGCCAAGGAGACAGCUUUCGACUACCUGAUCAGCACCAUUGGGAAAAGUAGCUCUGGUGUCGGCUCAAUAGG
Messenger RNA from Hyaena hyaena (striped hyena), 1123 nucleotides. RefSeq lists its product as uncharacterized. Bases 1 to 495 code for a protein of 164 amino acids. The record is from RefSeq and is a predicted model, not a curated record. The transcript is spliced from 2 exons. NCBI's taxonomy places the organism in Eukaryota, Metazoa, Chordata, Mammalia, Carnivora, Hyaenidae.